This is a messenger RNA of Neodiprion virginianus, 1823 nucleotides long. RefSeq lists its product as uncharacterized. NCBI's taxonomy places the organism in Eukaryota, Metazoa, Arthropoda, Insecta, Hymenoptera, Diprionidae. The record is from RefSeq and is a predicted model, not a curated record. The transcript is spliced from 3 exons. Bases 1 to 762 code for a protein of 253 amino acids.
AUGAUACUGAUUCAUAAACCAAUGGUCCUGAACAUAAUGAAUGCAGGACAUCUUGUGCUUGGUAAAAUUGCGCUUAUAAGAGCUUCAAAAAUCCCAAACAGACGAUUAACAUUGGCGGAAAGGAAAACUCACAGAAAGCAGAAAAUCCCUGGAAGUGGCUCUCAGCGAGGGUCGGAACGGCAACGCGAGGAUGUGAAGGGGCGCCGCCGAUGUGCGGGAAGUAAGAUAGGUCGGAGAGGUGUGAAAGUUGAAGAUGAGGCCCCGUUGCCGGAAAGAGGAGCGGCCCUUGGAGGAAGGGCAAGGCACCCUGCACGGACCCUUCGGGUCUUCGUUCCUGGCCCUGCAGACUCUUUCCGCCCGCGGCUCCGGCGUCCGCGUCAUUCGUCUUCCGGGUGUCGUCGGCGCCCGGUAACCAUCGAUGAUUCGGCACUUCCGGCGUCCGUCUCGGCGACUCCUCGAGCUCGACUUCCGACGAACAGCAAGGUUUCGCAUCGGGGCUUCGAGCGGGCCUCGGACUGCAGGUUUUCGGCAUCUCGCCGUCCCCCUUCGGCUCCAGAUGACCGUAGAGACGCGCGAAGAAUUUCCUGGGCGAAGAUGGCCGCCCAUUUGCUUGCGUUUUCAGUCUCUCUGUACUUCGAAAUUCACCGCGGCACUUUUCCUAGGAUGCGGGUAUCGCCCAGCCGGACGUGCCAAGCACCUCUGAGACUCCUGACCAUCAUCAUUCAUGCACUCGGCAUACGCCACUCUCAGCUCGAUGCUUAACCCAGCACGGGCCAACGGGGAGGAUCUCGCCCCUUCCCUUCUCUUCCUUCUGCUGCCGCCGCCGCCGCCCCCUAAUUUCUCGAUUAUGAUCGGCCCGCCCCCACGUGUCGUUUCUUGCCCCCCUCACGUCUGCAUCAAGCCGGCACGCUGGCGCACUCUUACGUAUCGCACAUUUGCCGCGAUGUUGUCGUUUUACCUGCGCUAUAAUUGAUUCGAUACAAACGCUAGGGCCCUAGGGGCGGGGUUGAAAUUUCGAAAUUUGAAAACAUCCGAAAGUUGUGUAAAGUGAAGAAAUGAAACUUUGACGAAACAUCAAAGUUUCGACUGGUCCAAAACCCGACGCUCCAAGUUCGAAAAGCGUAAAGUUUCGACAGGGCAAAAUUCCGAAGGAAUAAAAUACCCAAACUACAUAACUCCGACAUGUCAAUGUACCGCAAGUGUGUGAAUGAGAAAAUUGAAAUCUUAAACAUCGAAAUACCCAAUGAUUCAAGAUUUUCAGUUCUGAUAAUUUCUGGCCAGAUGAAAUUUCAACACUUUGAUUUUUCAUCGUUUUGAAUUCUCGAUAUUCUUAGGUUCGGAAUCCUGGUCAUUCUGAUUUUUGAUUUUUCUUGUUUCUUACACCCAUUUGUUGAGCAAACUACGCUGCACGAGCAUAUUUUGAUUUUCCAAAUUUUACUCUAUGGAAACUUUAUUUCUCGAAAUUUUUCCCUACGGAACUUUACUUUUCGGAACUUUGCUCUAGCGUAACUUAAAUUUUCGGAAUCUUGCAUUGCGGAACUUUGAGUCUUCGGUUUUCCGCUUAUUCGAAACUUUGUUGUCUUGUAAAGGUUUGAUUUCUUUAUCUCAAGUUUCGGAACUUUAACCCCAUCCCAAGCGCGGUAGGCCGGAGACAGGAAAGGUUCAAAUGACUUGAAUAAACUUAUAUUAUUCUUUAUCUAAAAAGAACCGUACAUUAUUAAUUUGUUCUAAACAAAUUUGGAUUGCCUGCAGUAUGGGCAUUGCCAUCUUAUUAACGAGAACUGUGUUUUCGCUGCGUAUUGAACAUUAUUUCAAAUACAGGU